GCAGGAAAUAUCCCAGUGCACAAACCCUAUUUAUUAACAAGAUAAAACCUGAAAGCCAUCCCUGUGUCUCUGAACAUGACACAUUUAAUUCAGAGUUAAGCUCAAGUCUGUCAAGAGGAAAAUUAAUAAUUGCAUUAGCAUAUUGCCUAGCUAUAAUACUAGUAGUUUCAGUUAGAUCCUUGACAAGUACUCCAUUUUGGUCUCUAUCCAGUUCAGGCUUCUUUCCCUCCCUUUUUAAGCCCACAUCACCUUCCAUUGCCACCCAAAGAAAACCUCUCUCUCAAGUGUCCUAACAACUUCUCUCCAUCUCUCUGAAGCCAGCAAAUUAAACUCUCUUUCUGAAAAUUUCAGUACAGAGCUUCUGAAGAUUCUGAUCAUGGAAGGCUUCAUCCCGUUCAUCUACAAGGCCAUCGUGCAGUACAGGAAAGAAGGGCAGGUCUCCGUCGGUGACCUCUUCUUCGACGAGCCGUCGCCGUCGUCCUAUUUCCGCCUCCCCGGCGACUCCGGUCGGUACCAGCAGCAGCAGCAGGCGGCGAUGAGCGUCCUCUUCUCUCAGGCGACGACGGCUGAUUCCGACGCGGUGGCGCCGCGUCGGUCCCCGCUGCGGUGCACGGUGCAUCACCGUCGGCCGGCGACCGCAACACCAUGAAUCAUAUCAUGGUGAUGGAAGUGCAAGGUGGCAACUGGCAACAGAAGAAAUUAAGCAACUCAAAUGGAAGCAAAGCAAGUGAAGACUUGCUUAGGUGGUAGGAAUGGAGGUUGGUAGAUUAAUUGUGGUAUGCAUGCAGAUUGAGCAACUGUGAAUAUUAUACUAGCAUAAGUUGCAGUAUAUGUUACUGUUUUUUUUCUAUUUCUUUUCUUUUUAGAUUGUGAUUUGUGAAAAUGUGCAGAAAUGAUGCAUGGGUGCAAGUUCUCCCAAGGAGAUCUCUGCACCAUAAUUAGAGUGGAAAGUUGAGAGUUGUGUAUAGUGCCAUCGAGGAAUAUGGCAAUAAAAAAAGUGUGUACAUGUACAAAGCACGUAUAUAUACAUGCAUGGUUGCCAAAAAAAAGAGAGAGGAAAGUGUUAAAAUUGUA
Oryza sativa Japonica Group (Japanese rice) is the source of this 1074-nucleotide messenger RNA. RefSeq lists its product as uncharacterized. NCBI's taxonomy places the organism in Eukaryota, Viridiplantae, Streptophyta, Magnoliopsida, Poales, Poaceae. The record is from RefSeq and is a predicted model, not a curated record.